CUCCCACGGGCUCCCCCUGCACCGGCGCUGGACAUGGGCUCCGCGGGCACCCGGCCCGCUCUGGCGGCCGCUCUCCUCUGCCUGGCCCGCCUGGCUCUGGGCUCGCCCUGCCCGGCCGUGUGCCAGUGCCCGGCGGCCACGCCGCAGUGCGCCCCGGGCGUGGGGCUGGUGCCGGACGGCUGCGGCUGCUGCAAGGUCUGCGCCAAGCAACUGAACGAGGACUGCAGCCGAUCGCAGCCCUGCGACCACACCAAGGGGCUGGAGUGCAACUUCGGGGCCAGCCCCGCCGCCCUGAAGGGCAUCUGCAGAGCACAGUCCGAGGGAAGACCAUGUGAAUAUAACUCCAAAAUCUACCAGAACGGCGAGAGCUUCCAGCCGAACUGUAAACACCAGUGUACGUGCAUAGAUGGAGCUGUGGGCUGCAUCCCGCUCUGCCCGCAGGAGCUCUCUCUUCCCAACCUGGGCUGCUCCAGCCCCAGGCUGGUCAAAGUGCCCGGGCAGUGCUGUGAGGAGUGGGUCUGUGACGAAAGCAAGGAUGCACUGGAGGAGCUGGAAAGCUUUUUCAGCGAAGAGUUUGGUCCGGAUGAUUCCGAAGGCGAAUUAACCAGGAACAAUGAGCUAAUUGCCAUUGUGAAGGGAGGCCUGAAAAUGCUACCCGUUUUUGGAUCUGAGCCACAAAGCCGAACUUUUGAGAAUCCCAAAUGCAUUGUGCAAACAACCUCUUGGUCCCAGUGCUCAAAGACGUGUGGAACUGGCAUCUCCACAAGGGUGACAAAUGACAAUCCUGACUGCAAGCUCAUCAAGGAGACCAGGAUAUGUGAAGUGAGGCCAUGUGGCCAGCCCAGCUAUGCCUCCCUAAAGAAGGGAAAGAAGUGUACCAAGACAAGGAAGUCUCCCUCCCCGGUGAAGUUUACUUAUGCUGGAUGUUCCAGUGUGAAGAAGUACCGGCCCAAGUACUGUGGCUCCUGCGUGGAUGGCAGGUGCUGCACACCCCAGCAGACCAGGACUGUCAAGGUCAGGUUCCGCUGCGAUGACGGGGAAACCUUCACCAAGAGUGUCAUGAUGAUCCAGUCCUGCCGAUGCAGCUACAACUGCCCGCAUGCCAAUGAAGCCUACCCCUACUACAGACUAGUCAAUGACAUUCAUAAAUUUAGGGACUAACUUGUGUUGGGGGUGGGAUGCAAAACAGAAUUCUGAAGUACCCAGCCACGGAGGAAGAACUUUUGAUGGAAGUGGUGCCUUGCCCAUUUGAGGGCAACAUCAAGAUGUUACAGGAGUGCACUGUGCAACUGGACACUAAUGCAACAGAGAUUUAAGCAUACUUAAAGCUUCAUAAUACUGGAGCAACUUUACUGCUUCUUUUUGGAGCACCUUAUCUAAUUAUAUACUGUUUUCUGUUUGUAAGUGAUCAGAUUAAUGUUUUGUUCCGGUUAUGAAAACUUUUCUAUCCUGUUCAGUUUAACACUAUGCUUCUUCCCCUUCCUUCAGUCUUCUCCCACCCUUUCCCAACUAAGUUGGAAGUUACAUUCCUUCCUGAGGUGGGCACCUGUGGGGUGUUCACAGUGGCAGCUAUUAUGUACCAACUGUAGUUUAAUGGCAAACAGAAAUCAGUUGUUUUAAAGCUGAGUAUUUUAUUUAUCGAACUGUAGCUUUUUGUUUGUUUGUUUCCUCUGAGGUUUUUUUACCCCUUCCAGCCCCUGUAAUACUGGAAUAAGUUGUAAAUGAUUUUAAUUUUAUAUUCAAUGAAUUAAAAGAAUUUAUUUAUGGAAUUAAUCAUUUAAUAAAGAAAUAUUUACCUAA
Molecule: messenger RNA, 1800 nt
Organism: Lonchura striata (white-rumped munia)
Lineage: Eukaryota; Metazoa; Chordata; Aves; Passeriformes; Estrildidae
Gene: CCN1
Product: cellular communication network factor 1
Biological process (GO): positive regulation of cell migration; signal transduction; positive regulation of cell differentiation
Cellular component (GO): extracellular region
Molecular function (GO): integrin binding; heparin binding
Source: RefSeq, a predicted model, not a curated record